AUGGCGUCAGCCUUGGACGAGGAUGAAAUCUGCAAAGAUGAUUUUUAUUCGCUGCUGAAUGUGCGGAGAGAGGCCACACAAGAUGAACUGAAGGCAUCAUACAGGCGAUUAUGCAUGUUGUAUCACCCAGAUAAGCACAGAGACCCGGAGCUGAAGACACAGGCAGAGCAACUUUUCAAUCUUGUGCACGAGGCCUAUGAAGUGCUUAGUGACCCACAAUCCAGAGCAAUCUAUGACGUCUAUGGAAAACGAGGACUGGACGUGGACGGAUGGGAGGUGGUGGAGAGGAAAAGGACUCCUGCUGAGAUCCGGGAGGAGUAUGAGCGUCUCCAGGUGGAGCGAGAGGAGAGACGGCUUCAGCAGAGGACCAACCCCAAGGGAACCAUUAGCGUUGGUAUGGACGCCACGGACCUCUUUGACCGUUAUGAAGAAGACUUUGAGGACGUCGGGGGAUUCCCACAUGUGGAAAUCAAUAAAAUGCACAUAUCACAAUCCAUAGAGGCCCCUUUAACUAUAAAAGAUACAGCUAUUCUUUCUGGCUCUUUGUCAACCCACAAUGGCAAUGGAAGUGGCACUAUUAACCUGGCCCUGAGGAAAGUGACCUCCACAAAGGGAUGGGGAGAGUUGGAAUUUGGAGCUGGUGACACACACGGACCUCUUUUUGGCAUGAAGAUUUUUAGAAACUUGACACCGCGCUGCUUUGUAACGGCUCAGUGCGGGCUGCAGUUCUCAUCCCGAGGAGCGCGGCCUGGCGUCACCACAGUCCUGGCGCGUCACUUGGACAAAAACACAAUGGGAUAUCUGCAGUGGCGCUGGGGCAUACAGUCCUCUAUGAACACCAGCAUUGUGCGGGACACCAAAAGCAGCCACUUCACUCUUGCCGUGCAGCUGGGUGUUCCUCACACUUUUAUGAUGAUGAGCUAUCAGUACAAGUUCCAGGAUGAUGACCAGACAAAGUUAAAGGGCUCAGUCAAGUCUGGCUUCUUUGGAACUGUGGUGGAGUACGGCGCUGAGAGGAAGAUCAGUCGACACAGUGUCUUGGGGGCAACUGUCAGCAUCGGAGUGCCUCAAGGCGUCUCCCUCAAAAUCAAACUCAACAGAGCGAGCCAAACAUACUUCUUCCCAAUUCACCUGACGGACCAGCUGCUGCCGAGUGCCAUUUUCUAUGCCACAGUCGGACCGCUAGUUUUCUAUGUCGCUAUCCAGCAUCUGGUUAUUCGGCCCUACAUGCGGGCUCAAAAAGAACAAGACUUGGAGAAACAGCGGGAGAGUUCAGCCUCCAACAUUGCCAAGAAGAAACAGGAGGCGGAAGCAGCUGUUUUGCUCAUGCAGGAGUCUGUUCGCAGAAUCAUUGAGGCAGAGGAAGCAAGGAUGGGUCUCAUCAUCCUCAACGCCUGGUAUGGAAAGUUCGUCACAGACAACAGCAGAAGAAACGAGAAGGCAAAAGUCAUAGACGUCACUGUGCCAUUACAGUGUCUAGUGAAAGAUUCCAAACUUAUCCUCACAGAAACCUCAAAGUCUGGCCUGCCGGGCUUCUACGACCCGUGCGUGGGGGAGGAGAAGAGCCUCAAGGUGCUGUAUCAGUUCAGAGGAGUCAUGCAUCAAGUUCUGUCCGGAGACACAGAACCACUCAGGAUACCAAAACAAUCUCACAGGAUCGAUGAGAGCAGGAGCCGAAAGAGGACAGUCAUGGGUCAAGCAUCCAGCAGCCUAUCCCCAGUCCGGUCACCCAAAGAUCCUGCUAUCUCUGUGUGUUGUGUUCCUUUGGAGGUGGUGGAGGAGAUCUUCCACAAUCUACCUUAUGGUCAUGUGAUACGUCAUUGUCGUGUGGUGUGUAAAGAGUGGAAAGAAUUGGUUGACAGUGAGUCUCUGUGGAGGGAGCGCUGUAGAAGAGAGGGACUGCUGCCCUGUGUCAAGACCCCUGACGACUGGAGACUUUAUUAUGUCAUGUGCAGAAAGAGAAGAAAUUUACUGAAGAAUACUCGAGCAGAAGAGAGUCUUAAGUUUUGGAAAAUUGUAUCAAAUGGAGGCGACAAGUGGUUGGCUGAGAAGAUCAUAUGGGCUCAUCCUAAACCUGAAGUUAAGGACAACUUUGUUACCUCCUAUGGCAUGUGCCUGAAGGCCCAGACGAUCGAUUUGGAAUCUGAAGGAUAUAAUUCUUCAUUUAUGGACCAGUUUCAACCACCUAUCAAAAUAACGGACUGGUAUGCAUCGCGUUGUGACUGCAUGUAUAAAAUUGAAGUGAUGUUGCUCACCCAGGAUAAAAAGUGUGUACAGAAGUUUGCUCCACAGAUUGUUUAUCUCAAAGAGCAGGAUAAUCACCAGUGGUUUUCUGUGACACAUGUAUUCAGGAACUAUGGUCCAGGAGUGAGAUACAUUCACUUUUUACAUGGAGGCAAAGACGAAAUAUUCUGGGCGGGAUGGUAUGGAGUCCGGGUGACUGACUCCUGUGUGGAAGUCUGUCCUGAAGACCAAUGA
Knipowitschia caucasica is the source of this 2478-nucleotide messenger RNA. The record is from the annotation of a GenBank genome assembly. NCBI's taxonomy places the organism in Eukaryota, Metazoa, Chordata, Actinopteri, Gobiiformes, Gobiidae.